GAAGCAGGUUUUUAAUUUAAUCUUAGAGUAAAGUAUAAAAAGUCCUUGGACGGAAAAAUACGAAAAUUGUAUUUCAAAUAUAUAUGUAAAGUAUAAAUACGGUACGGUGAAAUUCGUUGAUAAAUUUUGUUUAGGAAAAAGAGAAAAAUAAAUUACGAAAUGUUUGGUGCAAAUCUGAAUAUUGGUAACCGAAUGGAUUAUGCAUCUUCUUUGGAACUUGGGUUGGACUUAAAUUACAUGUCCGAAGUAUUUUUGGAUACUACGAACAUAAUAAGCAGAUGCUCACCAAACCUUUCGCCUAUAUCUACAGAAACGUCAAUAUCGCAAUUUUCUCCAAACACUGUGUAUGCAUUUUCACCAUCGCAACUAUUGUCGUCAACUCCAGCCUCCACAGUCGGUUGUACAAUUUCAAACAGUCAAACAAGACCUAAAAGUUAUGGAUUCUUUAAUGCCAACAAUGAAAAUUUUGGUAUGAAACCACCAUUUCUAUCUUCACAAAAUAAAGAUUUAAAACAGGACAAAUAUGAAAUCGACCAAGAACCUUUGGCUCAGCAAAGGCAUUCCCAAAUGUACUCGGAAGCUACUUUAGCUCAAAAGCAGCACAAAAACGAAAUAUCAAAGUCUCUAAAAAUGUUUGCAAUGUUGGCGUCGUAUAAAUAUGGAAAUGAUUCGUUAAAUUCAGGCAGAGGAUCGCCAGUGUGUGACAUAAUGGAUGAUUUUUAUUGCAAUGGAUAUGUCACAGACGAUCCGAUUUCAUUUGAAGAAGGAAAAACAUUGAAGGCAACAUCUCAUCUAGAGACAUGUAAUAGUAGCAACAAAUAUUUUUGCAGUGAUUUCAGUAGUCAGUGUAAUUGGAAUUUUAGUACUGUGAAUUAUGAAUCUAACAACAAAGGCGCGGUCUACCCAUGUAUCAACAGUAAUAAUGUUUCUGUUUGGAAACACUAUUUUGAUCCAAAUUUAUGGAUGAUGACUCCGCCACCACAAAAUUAUAACAAUGGCGUCCAUUUGCAGAACCAAAAGAUAAAUACUGCAGCGGUUUCAAUAACCGAUACUGCUACUGUCGCAACUGUGGCUGCUGCGGCCAAUAUCGCCUAUAACGGUCAAAAUAUUAAGAAAAGUCAGAAAAGAUUUGGCGGUUCAAAGUUGGAUAAAUUUUCUGCAGUAAAACAUUGCGUAUUUUGCGAAAAUAACAACGAACCAGAAGCUGUGGUGAAGAGUCAUGCAGUACGUGAUUCACUAGGGCGUGUUCUUUGCCCAAAAUUACGCACUUAUAUAUGCCCGAUUUGCAAGGCUUCCGGAGAUAAGGCGCACACAGUUAAAUAUUGCCCACAAAAACCGAUUAUUACGAUGGAAGACGCAGUUAAGGCAGAAUCCUUACGUUUAGCGAAAAAUUUGUACUUUAAGCAAGGAAUGAACGUAUAGAAGAAAGUAUUUAUAUAUGACUGAACCCCUAGAUAUUUUUAUAAUAAUUAUUUAGAUGGAAAAAGAAAUACAAUUGUUUCUUCUCUAUCGACUUGAAUAAAAAGUCUCUAAUUUUAUUUUCACGUGAAACGUAUUCGAUUUUUGUAACUAUAUUAAGACAUUCAUAAUAAUAUAUGAACAUUUAAAAUUGAACUUAAAGUUUAUUUAAGAAUCUAAAUAUUCCAGAACUCUCAACAUGUUUACUAAAAGUAUUACAUUAUAGUAAAAUUAAUUUUUAAUCAUUUUUAUUAAGUAAUUUUAAAAAUGUAGAAUCGUUUAUUAUCUACCAAACAAAUAAGAUCGAUAAAAAUAGACACACGUUAAAUUUAUAUCUACACUCUCAUUACGUGUUAAACAAUUCUGAUAGUUUUUUAUUUAAUUAAAAACUAAACAUGCAGGGCUCGUUUCUUUCGUAUAUACGCAAAGAAGUUUAAUACCUGAAGUACACUUCCCAAUUAAAAUCUGAAAUUUCGAUUGAGUUUUGUUUUAGACAAGCAUUUAAAUUAUAUGGAAUAUGAAAGACUUAUAUUUUGUUUUAUUAGAAAAGUAUACAUACAUAUGUACAAGUAUGGAAUAAUUGAAUGUGAAAUCAUGUUAUAUUAUAUUUAUAUGUAAUAAAGUGAAAUUACAAAGAGCGUCCAAUAAUCAUA
Messenger RNA from Bactrocera neohumeralis, 2111 nucleotides. It is a transcript of the gene nanos, whose product is annotated as protein nanos. Lineage: Eukaryota; Metazoa; Arthropoda; Insecta; Diptera; Tephritidae. Gene Ontology annotation, cellular component: perinuclear region of cytoplasm. Gene Ontology annotation, molecular function: zinc ion binding; mRNA binding. The transcript has 4 exons. The coding region runs from base 160 to 1422 and encodes 420 amino acids. Gene Ontology annotation, biological process: negative regulation of translation; oogenesis. The record is from RefSeq and is a predicted model, not a curated record.